CGUUCAAUGCUGCUGUGAUAUUUUUAGUAAGUCUGUGUUUCUCUACACCUUCUGGCACACCAACAUGCUGAAAGUACUUAGAUUAAAGUAAUGUUUGUCUUCUCUGCUUUCUCCUAUCUCUUCCUGCUUCCUACUCGUUCUUCGUCGUUUCUUACUUUCCCCACCCCUUUUUCACCCAAUUUGCUUUGAAGAGAGGAAAUCUGCUUCUCUGCAAAAGCUGCAGCCGCCAUCUGUGGAUGAAGUUCUUCACUGUAUGGAGAAGGUGGCGGUGGGGGGAGAGGAGGGUUUUUUGUUUUUUGCAGCUCUGCAUCAUUUCCUUUCUCAUCACUUCUGCUGUUGUUGGCGUGUCAACCUGAACUGAGCUGUUUGUUCUCUUUCAUUUAUCUUGAUCAUCUACUUAAUCCCUUCGAUGAUGGAUCUGAGCACCGUUGUGAUCAUCGUGGCCUUUUCUCUUGUGUCUGCAGAGAAUGAUGGCUCCUUAAAUGCAACCACCCCCACGAUGAAUACUUCCACUUCUGCAGUCUGUUCCUGUGCAACGCCAGCUCCUCCUACUUCCAAACCCAGUAACCUUCCUAUCAAAGUGGGCAUCCUCAGAGUCAAGUGGACAGAAACAUGCAAAGGGACUGUCGAGCUGGUUCCGCAUUUUGGCUUCAACGACUCUUCCCUGCCUGUCUGUCGAAGCUCAGAGACACAAGUCUCCAAGAUUCUUCAAAAUGUUUGUAAGGACAGAAAGGGCUGCGAAUACGAGUCGAGAUGGCUCCAUCCGGGUACUGAAGCGAAGGAAUGCUACACGAUUCAUGCUAACGGAUCUAGCCCAACGUCCGGCUGCAAGACAAUCAGAGUCAAGUGCAAAGUUGAGAAGCUCCCAGAUUUUGAGGGGCAGCUGACGGCCUGUAAGGUGGUGAUAGCUUUGCUCAGCAUCGUCGUCCUGGUCCUUUUAUUAAUGCGCUUCACCAAACCCACCGUCAUGGCCCUGCAGAAAAGAUUAUCAGACAGGAGGCAACAUCGCUGGGUUGGGCCCACACAAAGUCACAGUGUUUCCUACCAUCGAGGGAAGAGUGUCGCUAAGAACGAAGAUGAAGAGAAAAGAUUUUCAGCUCUGGAGCGUCUGACAGUCGGCGGCGGCAGCAGCCCGUCGUGCAACAGAAACCUCUAUAACUACUAGCCUGCAGGAUCCUCCAUCUUCAUACCCAUGAGUGUCUUUCUCUCCAUGUUGAAGAUUUGUGUUCAAAUGUGAAGCUCUAGAUUGGACCUGUGUGUAGAAAAACUGCCUAUGCUUGUCAAAUGAAUUACUAUGAUUUACAUCACACACAAACAUCAUUGUAACAUUAUAGUACGAUUUUAUUCUGUCUGUAAAUUAGAACUGUUUGUCUUGUAAAGUACCUUGAGAUGACAUUUGUUGUGGUGUGACACUGUAUAAAUAAACUAAUAUGAAUUUAA
This is a messenger RNA of Gambusia affinis (western mosquitofish), 1440 nucleotides long. RefSeq lists its product as uncharacterized. The record is from RefSeq and is a predicted model, not a curated record. Bases 410 to 1165 code for a protein of 251 amino acids. NCBI's taxonomy places the organism in Eukaryota, Metazoa, Chordata, Actinopteri, Cyprinodontiformes, Poeciliidae. The transcript has 6 exons.